Mesorhabditis belari is the source of this 750-nucleotide messenger RNA. The record is from the annotation of a GenBank genome assembly. Lineage: Eukaryota; Metazoa; Nematoda; Chromadorea; Rhabditida; Rhabditidae.
AUGGUCUCCUUUAUUCGUAUUAAUCUUGUUUCUGGAUCGUGGGAUCAAACACUCCGUGUCUGGGACAUUGUCCACGGGAAAUGCCUUCACAUUUUGGCUGGCGAGGCGUGGGUCAGUUUUGUGAAAUUUGAUGGAGAACGGGUUGUAUUUGAUGGCCAAGCUUUUGCCGUAAACGUUUGGAAUGUACACACGGAAGAGUGUUUGCACAUGCUGACCGGUCACACGGAAAGGAUCAAUUCUCUUUUGUUUGAGCCAGAGCGCGAUCUUGUCGUUUCGGGCAGUCGUGACGGAACUAUUCGCGUCUGGGAUGUGCAAAGAGGAACAUGCAUCGCAAAUAUUGUCUUUCAUGAAGGGUCACGGCUCAGUGGUUACUUUGGGAUGCAGCUUCGCGGAAACAUUUUGGCCUGCUAUUACGCCUCGGAAGUUAAGGUUUGGGACAUUCGUGAGGGUGGCUCGUGCCUUCACCACUUACAUGACGUAAAUGGUCGUACGUCGGCCAUCACUUCAUUACAAUUGCUCGACUCCGGCCUUUUGGUGACAGGUUCGAUUAAUGGCUCGGUCAUGCUCUGGGAUGUGGACAAAGGUAUCUUUGUUCGUGAUCUCAUUCGUCUUCCAUUGGUUGACCAUCGCCAUUAUUAUUGGAAUCUCGAAGCCUCUGAAACAUUACUCGUCUGUGGAGUUCGAGUUUGUGAAGACCGAUCGUUAGAUGAGGCGAAGAUCAUCUUGAUCGAUUUUGACGCAUCAUAUCCA